UUUUCAUUGGCUCUUUGGUUGAACUUUAACUCUGUCCGCCCCGAAGCUGUACGCUCCAAUGGCUGGCUUUGUUUGAGUAGUUGCGGCGAUCAUUGGGUGGCUGGAACCGUCGCUCUCGGUUAGUUCCCUCUGCUGACUUUCUGGGACAGGCCUUUGGUUACCGGUUGGAAGCUUUCCACUUUCGCCGUGGCUCGGUUGGGCCUUUGCAUGGGCUACGUCAGUGGAAGCUGAGCGGGAACUGCUUCUACCUCGUUGAGGAGGCUCCUUCCAGCACAGAUUUUCCUGCAUAUUAUCAAGAUGAGCCCUUCACAGUGGGAUUUUCCAGUGGAACUAUGUUGCCGGCCUAUGGCCUUUGUUACACUCACGGGUUUGGAUGUAGUGUAUAAUGCUGUUCAUCGGGCAGUUUGGGAUGCCUUUUGUGCAAACAGGAGAGCAGACAGAGUGCCAAUUUCUUUCAAAGUGCUCCCUGGUGAUCAUGAGUAUCCUAAAUGUAGAACAAAGAGAACAACGUAUGAAUGGUACAUUCCAAAAGGUAUCUUGAAGACUGGCUGGAUGAACAAACAUCUGAAUUUGGUGCCUGCACUUGUGGUGGUGUUCUAUGAGCUGGACUGGGAUGAGCCACAGUGGAAAGAAAAGCAGUCGGAGUGUGCAACUAAAGUUGAAAUUGUCAGGCAGAGUUUGCAGGGAAGAAACACAAAAGUUGCUGUAGUCUUGAUUCAGAAGAAAACACCAUUACCUCCAGGAGAAGAUCUUGUUGCUUCUGAAAGAGCGGCAGCUUUAUGCAAUGCUUGCGACCUCUCUGGAAAAUCCCUGUUUGUUUUGCCACACACAGAUCACCUUGUAGGUUAUAUUAUAAGGUUAGAAAAUGCAUUCUAUGAACAUGCACAGACCUACUACUAUACAGAAAUCCGCAGGGUGAAAUCUCAUAAAGAAUAUCUGAACAAAACAACACAUCAGCUUUUGUUUGUUAGACACCAGUUCAAAAUAGCAUUCUUCAGUGAGUUGAAGCAGGACACACAGAAUGCUCUCAAAAAUUACAGAACUGCAUAUAAUCUUGUACAUGAAUUGCGAGCUCAUGAAACAAAUAUGUUGGAAAUCAAGACUAUGGCAGGAUUUAUAAACUACAAGAUUUGUCGCCUGUGUUUUCAGCAUAAUACACCACUGGAUGCAAUUGCACAGUUCAGAAAACACAUAGACUUGUGCAAGAAAAAAAUAGGGAGUGCGGAAUUGGCUUUUGAGCAUGCUGCCUGGAUGUCAAAACAAUUCCAAGCUUUUGGGGAUUUAUUUGAUGAAGCUAUUAAACUAGGACUGACAGCUAUUCAAACUCAAAAUCCAGGUUUCUAUUAUCAGCAGGCAGCAUACUAUGCACAGGAACAAAAGCAAUUGGCUAAUAUUCUCUGUAAUCAUGAGACUUCUGUGGUAUAUCCAAAUCCAGAUCCACUGGAAACUCAAACUGGAAUGCUUGACUUUUAUGGACAAAGACCAUGGAGGCAGGGAAUUCUAAGUUUUGAUCUUAAUGAUCCUGAAAAAGAGAAAGUGGGAAUUUUGGCACUGCAACUGAAAGAAAAGAAGGUUCUUCACUCUGAGCUAAUAAUCACCUUGCUGAGUAAUGCAGUUGCCCAAUUCAAGAAAUACAAAUGCCCAAGAAUGAAAAGUCACUUGAUGGUUCAGAUGGGUGAAGAAUAUUACUAUACUAAAGAUUACACCAAAGCUUUGAAGCUUCUUGAUUAUGUUUUGUGUGACUAUCGUAGUGAAGGAUGGUGGACCCUUCUUACUUCUAUACUGGCCACAGCUCUUAAAUGUUCCUAUCUCAUGGCACAAAUAAAAGAUUACCUUACAUACUCAAUAGAGCUGCUGGGCAGGGCAUCUACUUUGAAAGAGGAUCACAAAUCUCGAAUAGAAAAGAAUUUGAUCAAAGUUCUCUUGAAUGAGAAUCCAGAUCCAGAACCUGAAUGUGAUCCUGCUUCUGUGAAAGCUGCCCAGAAGUUGUGGGCUGAUAGAGUUUCUCUGGCAGGAAGUAAUAUCUUUACAAUAGAAGUGCAAGACUUUGUUCCAUUUGUGCAGUGCAAAGCCAAGUUUCUUGCUCCAAGUUUUCAUGUUGAUACACCAGUUCAGUUUGACAUAUAUUUGAAAGCUGAUUGUCCGCAUCCUAUCCGGUUUUCUAAGCUGUGUAUCAGCUUCAAUAAUCAGGAAUACAACCAAUGUUGUGUGGUGGAAGAAGCGUAUCAAAAGAGUGACAUCAUGGAGCCAUCCACCCAGGGGACAUUGUGUCUUAUCCCUGGCAAGACAAAGAAGUUCACUUUCAAGUUUGUGGCAAAAACAGAAGAUGUGGGAAAGAAGAUUGAGGAACAGACUGAUUCUACACAGACACUUCAAAAUUUUGAUGUACUUCAGCAGAAAUUCAUGGAGAAGGAGAUCACAUCAGUGGAUUUAAUUCUGGGUGGUGAAAAUGGCAGGUGUGUGAUUUUGAAGUGGCAUGGAGGAGGGGGAGAUGCUGCUGCUUCUCAAGAAGCAUUGCUGGCAGCUCGUUCCUUCAAAAGGCGACCUAAACUUCCAGAUAAUGAGGUUCAUUGGGAUAGUAUUACAGUUCAGGCAAGCACCAUGAUCAUUUCUAGAGUGCCAAACAUUUCUGUGCAGCUAAGUCAUGAACCCCCUGCCCUGACGAAUGAAAUGUAUUGCUUGACUGUGACAAUUCAGUCACAUGAGAAGACAGUUGCCAAAGAUGUAAAGCUCACAGCAGGCUUAAAACCAGGCCAAGAUGCAAACCUGACUCAGAAAACUCAUGUGACUCUAAAUGGAACUGAAAUGUGUGAUGAUUCCUAUCCUGCCUUACUUCCUGAUAUUCCUGUAGGAGAUUUGCAACCAGGUGAAAAGCUGGAAAAAACUCUGUAUAUUCAGUGUGGAACAGAUGGUGCACGGAUGUUUCUCGUGUAUGUUUCCUACCUAGUGAGUGCGACCAUUGAGGGAAAAGAGAUUAUCUGCAAAUGUCACAGGGAUGAAACAGUUACUAUAGAGACAGUAUUUCCAUUUGAUGUAGCUGUUAAGUUUGUCUCAAAUAAGUUUGAGCAUUUAGAAAAAGUAUUUACAGACAUACCGUUUUUACUGAUGACAGACAUCCUAAGUGCUUCUCCUUGGGCCCUCACUAUUGUAACCAGCCAGUUGCAGCUUUCUCCUUCUAUGUUACCUGUGGACCAGCUAGAAUCUUAUGUGGAGAAUGUUGUUUUACAGCUAGGUGAGAGUGCUAGUGAAUGUUUUUGCCUUCGUUGUCCACCAGUUACUACUGGCCAAGGUGGAGUGGCUAUUGGAUGUUAUGUAAUUUCCUGGAAAAGGAGCUCAGCUGUGAAGAGCAUACCUGCUGUUAACACUGUGAUCACACUCCCCCAUGUUAUUGCAGAAAGUAUCCCACUUCAUGUUAAUGCAGAUCUGCCCUCGUUUGGUCGAGUCAGAGAGUCUUUACCUGUAAAAUAUCACCUGCAAAAUAAGACCAAUUUAGUUCAAGAUGUGGAAGUCUCUGUGGAACCCAGUGAUGCCUUUAUGUUUUCUGGCCUUAAGCAGAUAAGAUUACGAAUCCUUCCUGGUACUGAACAGGAAAUGUUAUACAACUUCUAUCCUCUCAUGGCUGGGUAUCAACAGCUGCCAUCACUCAACAUCAACCUGCUACGGUUUCCGCACUUCACUAACCAGCUGCUUAGAAGAUUUAUACCAACACACAUCUUUGUAAAGCCACAGGGCCGUCAACCAGAUGAUGCUUCUAUUGCUGCUGCGUAACUACGGAUUCAUGCACUUAAGGGGGACAAUUUUGCACAGAAUAUGUGGAACUCUGCUUCUUUUUUAAAUUCUAAUUUUGCUCAAUCUACAAAUUAAAAAAUUUAGACCCGUAACAAUUGCCAGGGAACUAAUUAAAGUCUUAAUUAAGCAUUUUUAUGGACUUGAUUCUAACAAAUAUAAGGGGAAAAGUCAGUGUUCUUAUUUAACAUAAGUUUAUGUGUGGUUUUCUUUUCACUUUCCUGAAAUGGAAAUAUUAUUUAUUACAUAUAUGGAAUAUUUUGGCAAUAUGAAUGAAGUUAAUGUGGUUAAAAGGAGGAAGAAAAAAAUGAGUUCUGGCUUCAGUAAUGUUGUCUUGAGGUGCUUUUGCUGCAAUAACUGAUUUUGUCUCCCCAAAUUUUAUAGCAUUGAAAUCUUGCUCAUAAAACAUCAUUUUUGUGCCAUUCUGUAUUCCAAGUAAAGAACAAGAUUCACUA
Rhineura floridana is the source of this 4241-nucleotide messenger RNA. RefSeq names its product trafficking protein particle complex subunit 11 (gene TRAPPC11). The record is from RefSeq and is a predicted model, not a curated record. Lineage: Eukaryota; Metazoa; Chordata; Lepidosauria; Squamata; Rhineuridae. The coding region runs from base 298 to 3768 and encodes 1156 amino acids. The transcript is spliced from 31 exons.